CCAUCUCCAGCACAAUCAUUUAAGCUCGUCAGUAACAGUGUGAACUACUACAGCUUUCGAUACUUUGUCUUUUUUUCUCCACUAACAUCUUUGAACUGCAAGAAAUUUAACCUCUACAUGGCUUCAUCUAAGCAAAAGUCAAGCGUCACCGUAGAUUACGUUUCGAAGAACUGCCCAGCAUUUGUUGGCGGUGGUUGCCCAUAUGCCAAGCUUGCCCAAGAAAAGAAAGGUAUCUGUGCCAAAUGUCCCCCUUUCGAUAAUGGCUGCCCUUUCAAAGAAUCCAAGACUGUGGGUGAGCUUCAAGAGAAGAUGGUCCAGAUGCGGGACCAGUCCAAAGGUGAAGCUCAAUGGAUCCAGUUCUUGAAGGAGGUCGACUUUCUUAGCAAGGAAAAACACUUGGAGUACGGAACUGUCUCCCCUCAAAGCUUCUUCAAGGGUGGCUGCCCCUUUGCCAAAGAUACCAGUGGAAAGGAGGAAAUUUUGAAACCUAUAUACACUGUGUAUCCAUAUUCUUUGACGGUUGAGGAGAUCGUCAGGAAGUGCCCAGUUUUUGGCAAAGGUGUGUGCCCAUAUAAAGCUCUUGCUGAUGAAAUGAAAGGAAUCACCGAAAACUGCCCCGGCUUUAAGAAUGGAUGCCCAUUCAAGAACCUGACAACCAUGGGUGAGUACGUGGGAAAACUGGCCCAAAUGCGAGAUAUGACAGCCACUCCCAAGGGUCGAGCUGCAUUCGAGAAGUUGAUGAUGAGGGUUCAUGAGAUCUCCAAGGAGGCUGAGAAGAAAGCUGGACCCUGGCCAUUCCCUCCAAAUACCUGUCCAAUCUUUGCCCAUGAUGCACAUGGAAAGCGUAUCAUGCCAAAAUACAACUAGGCCCCCCGCUGAAUGAAAGAAAA
Messenger RNA from Stylophora pistillata, 890 nucleotides. RefSeq lists its product as uncharacterized. The record is from RefSeq and is a predicted model, not a curated record. NCBI's taxonomy places the organism in Eukaryota, Metazoa, Cnidaria, Anthozoa, Scleractinia, Pocilloporidae.